UUCUUCAUAGAACGGACACAUGAACCGGAAAUUUCUUGAGCGGUUCUCCGCAGUGCUAACGGUUGAAUAGCUGCAGAGCACCACUCCGCGACUCCUACGCCAUGUCUGUUAAAUUAAACGCGUUGAAUAGCGAUUCUUACAUUGAUAUCAGUCAAUACAGAGACCAGCAUUUUAAGGGUAACCGCUAUGACCAGGAGAAGCUGCUGAAGCAGAGCCACACUUUGUAUGUGGGGAACCUCUCCUUCUACACCACAGAGGAGCAGGUACACGAGCUGUUUUCUAAAAGUGGAGACGUCAAGCGAAUCAUCAUUGGCCUGGAUAAAAUCAAGAAGACAGCCUGUGGAUUCUGUUUUGUAGAAUACUACACACGUGCAGACGCAGAACAUGCCAUGCGCUUCAUAAAUGGCACACGGCUGGACGACCGUAUCAUCAGGACAGACUGGGACGCCGGCUUCAAAGAGGGACGACAGUACGGUCGCGGUAAAUCUGGAGGACAGGUGAGAGACGAGUACAGGCAGGACUAUGACCCGGCCAGAGGUGGCUAUGGUAAGCUGGCUCAGCAUCCAACCACAGACUCACGUAAUAGUUUUUAGACUUAACCCUACCGCAGCAGUCCGCCUGGACUGCACAGAGCCCUGUCGUCAGUCCUGGACUGGACUAAUCCUCGAACAAUGCCACAACAUGCCACCACAGAUUGUUUGUCACAGUGUUACCACGAAACCCUCCACAGCAGCCCUGCAUGAAUCGCUGGACUCCGGAAAUUUGCAGCUGUUAUUUAUUUCUUUUGGAGGCUUGUUUCCUCUUCUGACUGCCUCUGAGACUUCCAUACCUGCUAUCAGUCUACAUGGUAGCAGAGGCCAGACCCUGUGUAAUACUGUGUCAUAUUGUCACUAUGUUGCCGAUAGAAAUACCAUAAUGUACAUUUCCCCACAGGCUGGAAAACUGUAUCCAAUAUCUUGUAUAGUCUCCAUGUCAGGCUCAAAUAAUAGUCGGCUGAAGUGCUGAUUUCCAUGAAUGAAACUUUGUGUCACUAACUGUGUAUACUUUUUUUAAGUAAAGAAUUUUUGACAUUUA
Messenger RNA from Xiphias gladius (swordfish), 1074 nucleotides. It is a transcript of the gene ncbp2, whose product is annotated as nuclear cap binding protein subunit 2. Gene Ontology annotation, cellular component: nuclear cap binding complex. Gene Ontology annotation, biological process: mRNA cis splicing, via spliceosome. NCBI's taxonomy places the organism in Eukaryota, Metazoa, Chordata, Actinopteri, Istiophoriformes, Xiphiidae. The transcript has 5 exons. The coding region runs from base 102 to 593 and encodes 163 amino acids. Gene Ontology annotation, molecular function: RNA cap binding. The record is from RefSeq and is a predicted model, not a curated record.